AUGCAACCACUGAACACCACCAUCACCAACACUAUCUUCAGCAACCGUGGCAGCGGGCCGCAUCAACUUCGCAGCAAGGCAGCUGGGCAACACUGCCGUCGUCACCACUCUUUCUGCCGUCAUUCGCCAUGGAAAGCGAAGGGUCGCGCUUGCAGGCACUCCAACCACCGCACCAGUGGCAUCUUCACCUAUCGCCAUCUCACUGUCGCUGCAACUGCCCCAACAUGCAUGUCUGACGCUCAUGAUUCCGCUAGUGCGGCUCAACACCAUGUCUUUCUCUCACUGCCCUUCACCGCUAUUUUUCACCCGCUAUCUGUGCUCCCCACGCUUCGACGACGGCGACUCCCCAAGUUGGCACUCUCCUCAGCACACAUGCCUUCUAUCCUGCCAGUAUCUCAGGGAAACGGUAGCGGCAGCAGCGAGGCUUUGCUGCCCGAGCACACUUCAACACCUCCAACGUCGUUCCUACCGCUGGGCGCAGAAGCUCUGAGACUGUUCGACAUGCACUCCUUCAACGACAAUGGAUCACAGCCUUCCAGUGACCCGGCUAGCGAGGGUGUAGAGUCUCACCAUCGGGGCGUGCGCACACUGCAGUGGCUGUCAGAGGGCGCACUGGCGGCUCCAGCGGAGUCUCCGACCGCCAAUGUGUUGCCUUCAGCUCUGAGUCAUGACGACGUCUCUGGUCUUUCUGAUGCCACAGACGCCGCUGUGCGUGCUUCACAUUUCUUUGUGCCCACGGCAGCGACAACCCUAGCCUCUACUGAGUCGCCGGCCAGGUGUGUAGGUGUGCUGUCGUCCCCACUGCCACCUGCGUUCGCGCUCCCUAUUGUGUUGCCUGCUACCCCGUUAGGCAAGGAUAACCUGAGCUGCCCGAGCCACAGCUACAGUUGCAGCAUGAGCAUCCCGUCGUCACAGCUGGCAUUCAGUCCUUUCCCGCAUCGGCUAUCAACGCUAAGACCUACCAUGGUGGCGUGUGACCUGGCACAUGGAAUUGAGCAGGAGGCCGUGCAGCGCCGCCACUCUCAAAGCGCGCUGCCGAAUACGGUCGCUCAUGAGCUGCUGCUCUCAACAGGGUGCACAGCAGAGCCGGCCAUGUCGGCUGUGCUCUCUGCAGCACGUCGUAACUCGUCGUACAUCUCUGGUACCACCAUGCAGGGUUCUUUUUCUCUCACCGAGGACGGUGUUGGGGGUAGCGACGGCGGCGUUACAGCUACGGCCGAAACUCCACUAAUGCAGUUCAACACCAGCCGAGGCACCACCUUCUCUGGCAUAGUUGCAUCCACCGCCACGACCACGGCUAGCACCACACCUUACACGUCGCCUUCGCUGACCGCCACGCGGCGCUGCAGCAGUGCCUCCGCCCUGAUGGAACACACAGCCACUUUCCUGAACAAGAAUUGUAUCUCUAUAAACGCUGGUGCUGCUGCUGCUGCUGCUGAGGCGGCGCUGCUGUCCACACCGUCACAGUCACCGCUCUGCCCACCAUACGCGUUCUCUGCGACGGCCAGUGAAAUGCAGAGCAACGGGAACGAGGAUAACGGAGAGGCCGCUGCUACGGCGGUCUCCAUGGCGGUGGGGUCUGCGAUACCGUCGGUGUGCCGUCUGCUAACAGCCCCGGCAACGGGCGCGCGACGAGAGCACCUCUUCUGGUGUCCUUCCUCCUCAUCUGAUGUCAAUCUUCAAAGCAGGCGCACUGCCGAGUACGAUAAAGCCAUGCGUGCCGUGCAGCGGCAAGAGGUGUGGGCAGAGAAGACAACAGCCGGCCGCGAAGAGCUGCGGCGACAGUUGGAAGCGCAUGUCUUUGCGAAGCACCACCACUGGGCAGAGAGGCUGUGCAAGGAUGCUCCGGCGCGGCAGCUGCUAUUGACUCCUUCGUUGCCCGAACAGCAGCUGCUUUCCGCCGAGGUGGUCCUUAUUUCCGACGAUGGUAAGAGCAGCGCCCAUUCCACUGCUGCUGCUACAGCGAUUACCAUCGCUGGGGGUAUUCCCCCACCGCCGGCAUCCUUCCCACCACUGAUUGGCACACCGCUGUCCUUCAUGGGGUGCGGGCGAGACACGGCGACACUGCCCAAGGUACAUGUGCCGAGAUCGACACCCUCGGAGGCGCCUGACGAUGAACAGGAUGCGGCCUCCGUGGGAUCGCCUGUGGAGAGGGAGGAUGUGGAGAGCAGUGCAGUUGAUGAAGAGGCAGGAUUGACGCAGCCACAGUGGCGGCCAAGCAGAGGCGAGGCGAGGGGUUCAGCGCUGCUGCCGCUUGACACGCCACGAUCUCGUGUGUCUGUGAGCUCCUGGGGCUCUUCCCUGUCGUACGAGAUGGCUUUGCUGGCUGCAGCGCGGAUGUCCGGAUAG
Molecule: messenger RNA, 2349 nt
Organism: Leishmania braziliensis MHOM/BR/75/M2904
Lineage: Eukaryota; Euglenozoa; Kinetoplastea; Trypanosomatida; Trypanosomatidae
Exons: 1
Coding region: 1-2349 (782 amino acids)
Source: RefSeq, a predicted model, not a curated record